Castor canadensis (American beaver) is the source of this 3344-nucleotide messenger RNA. It is a transcript of the gene Clip2, whose product is annotated as CAP-Gly domain containing linker protein 2. The record is from RefSeq and is a predicted model, not a curated record. Gene Ontology annotation, molecular function: microtubule plus-end binding. Gene Ontology annotation, biological process: cytoplasmic microtubule organization. Gene Ontology annotation, cellular component: microtubule plus-end; nucleus; cell cortex. NCBI's taxonomy places the organism in Eukaryota, Metazoa, Chordata, Mammalia, Rodentia, Castoridae.
GACGGACUGACGGGGCGCGGAGCCCGGGGUGGACAGUGGCCGCCGGGAGGGCGCAGCAUCCUCGGAUCGUGCGCGGCUGGAGGGCGAAGGUGACUGAGGAUGGUGGAGAGAAUGUGAGCCUCCGCGUGGCGCCGCCAUGCAGAAGCCCAGCGGCCUGAAGCCCCCUGGUCGAGGGGCGAAGCACUCCAGCCCUGUGGGCAGGACGUCCACUGGGUCGGCUUCAUCCUCUGCAGCACCAGUGGCCACUGGCUCCAAGGAAGGUUCCCCACUGCACAAGCAGGCGUCAGGGCCACCGUCCUCCACGGCCACAGCCACCGCCCCCGAGAAGCCGGGCCCGAAGGUGGCCGAAGUGGGUGAUGACUUCCUGGGGGACUUCGUGGUGGGCGAGCGGGUGUGGGUGAACGGCGUGAAGCCCGGCCUGGUGCAGUACCUCGGGGAGACGCAGUUCGCACCGGGCCAGUGGGCCGGGGUGGUGCUGGACGACCCGGUGGGCAAGAACGAUGGCGCCGUGGGUGGCGUGCGCUACUUUGAGUGCCCAGCCCUGCAGGGCAUCUUCACCCGGCCCUCCAAGCUCACCCGGCAGCCCGCGGCCGAGGGCUCGGGCAGUGAUGCCCACUCGGUGGAGUCACUCACCGCCCAGAACCUGUCGCUGCACUCAGGCACGGCCACCCCACCCCUGGCCAGCCGUGUCAUCCCGCUGCGGGAGAGUGUCCUGAACAGCUCGGUCAAGACGGGCAACGAGUCCGGCUCCAACUUGUCCGACAGUGGCUCUGUGAAGCGGGGUGACAGGGACCUGCGUCUGGGAGACCGAGUGUUGGUUGGUGGCACGAAGACUGGCGUGGUUCGGUAUGUGGGGGAGACAGACUUUGCCAAGGGUGAAUGGUGUGGCGUGGAGCUGGACGAGCCCCUUGGGAAGAACGAUGGGGCUGUGGCCGGCACCAGGUACUUCCAGUGCCCACCCAAGUUUGGUCUCUUCGCACCCAUCCACAAGGUGAUCCGAAUUGGAUUCCCAUCCACCAGCCCUGCCAAGGCCAAGAAGACCAAACGGAUGGCCAUGGGUGUCUCAGCCCUGACACACAGCCCCAGCAGCUCCUCCAUCAGCUCUGUGAGCUCUGUGGCCUCCUCCGUGGGGGGCCGGCCCAGCCGCAGUGGCCUGCUCACAGAGACGUCUUCACGCUACGCCCGCAAGAUCUCGGGCACCACGGCCCUGCAGGAGGCAUUGAAGGAGAAACAGCAGCACAUCGAGCAGCUGCUGGCCGAGCGGGACCUGGAGAGGGCCGAGGUGGCCAAAGCCACCAGCCACAUCUGCGAGGUGGAGAAGGAAAUUGCCUUGCUCAAGGCGCAGCACGAGCAGUAUGUUGCAGAGGCGGAGGAGAAGCUGCAGCGGGCCCGGCUGCUGGUGGAAAGCGUGAGGAAGGAGAAGGUGGACCUGUCCAACCAGCUGGAGGAGGAGAGGAGGAAGGUGGAGGACUUGCAGUUCCGUGUGGAGGAAGAGUCCAUUACCAAGGGAGACCUGGAGACCCAGACUCAGCUGGAGCACGCCAGGAUUGGGGAACUGGAGCAGAGCCUGCUACUGGAGAAGGCACAAGCUGAGCGGCUGCUCAGAGAAUUAGCGGACAACAGGCUGACCACAGUGGCCGAGAAGUCCCGAGUCCUGCAGCUGGAGGAGGAGCUGAGUCUGCGACGCGGUGAGAUCCAGGAGCUCCAGCAGUGCCUGCUGCACUCAGGACCACCGCCUCCUGACCACCCGGAGGCUGCCGAGACCCUGCGUCUCCGUGAGCGCCUGCUGUCCGCCAGCAAGGAGCAGCAACAGGAGACCAGCACACUGAGGGACAAGUACGAGAAGGCGCUGAAGGCCUACCAGGCCGAGGUGGAGAAGCUGCGUGCGGCCAACGACAGGUACGCACAGGAGGUGGCCGACCUCAAGGCCAAGGUGCAGCAGGCCACCAGCGAGAACAUGGGGCUGAUGGACAACUGGAAGUCCAAGCUAGACUCGCUGGCCUCGGACCAUCAGAAGUCCCUGGAGGACCUCAAGGCCACGCUGAACUCGGGCUCGGGUGCCCAGCAGGAGAUCGGAGAGCUGAAGGCGGGGAUGGAGGGCAUCAAGAUGGAGCAUCAGUUGGAACUGGGCAACCUCCGUGCCAAGCACGACCUGGAGACCGCCGUGCACGUCAAGGAGAAGGAAGGUCUGCGGCAGAAGCUUCAGGAGGCCCAGGACGAGCUGGCCACACUGCGACAGCACUGGCAGGCCCAGCUGGAGGCCCAGGCCGCCCAGCACCGGCUGGAGCUGCAGGAGGCCCAGGAUCGCUGCAGAGAUGCCCACCUGCGUGUGCAGGAACUGGAGGGCCUGGACGUGGAGUACCGCGGCCAGGCCCAGGCCAUUGAGUUCCUCAAGCAGCAGAUCUCCCUGGCCGAGAAGAAGAUGCUGGACCAUGAGCUGCUUCAGCGGGCGGAGGCCCAGAGCAAGGCGGAGGCCGAGAGGCUGCGGGAGAAGCUCCUGGUGGCCGAGAACAGACUCCAGGCGGUCGAGGCCCUGUGCUCGGCCCAGCAGUCCCACAUGAUCGAGGCCGGUGACCUUUCAGAGGACAGCAUGAAGGAGGCCCUGGAGGGCCUACAGGACAAACUGAACAAGAGGGACAAAGAGGUGACGGCGUUGACAUCUCAGACCGAGACGCUUAGGGCCCAAGUAAGUGCGCUGGAGACCAAGUGCAAGGCCGGAGAGAAGAGGACAGACGCCCUCUUGAAGGACAAGCGACGUCUGGAGGCUGAGCUGACCUGCAGGACCCAUGACGCCUCAGGCCAGCUGGUUCUCAUCAGCCAGGAGCUGCUACGGAAGGAGCGGAGUCUGAACGAGCUACGGGUGUUGCUUCUGGAAGCCAAUCGUCACUCCCCGGGGCCUGAGAGGGACCUGAGUCGGGAAGUGCACAAGGCUGAGUGGAGGAUCAAGGAGCAGAAACUGAAGGAGGACAUCCGGGGCCUGCGUGAGAAGCUGACCGGGCUGGACAAGGACAAGACUGUGUCUGAGCAGAGACGGUUCUCCCUCAUCGACCCCGGCUCGGCCCCCGAGCUGCUGCGACUGCAGCACCAGCUGGCGAGCACCGAGGAGGCGCUGCGGGCCGCGCUGGACCAGGCCCAGCAGGUGGACAAGCUCGUGGAGGCCAUGAGGAGCUGGCCUGACAAGGCCCAGACCAUCAGCAAUUCCGGUUCUGCCAACGGCAUCCACCAGCCAGACAAAGCCCAGAAACAGGAGGACAGGCACUGACCCUGAGGGACACCAUGGAGCGGCCCAGUUCCCAACAGAGCCCAGCCAGUCUGCCCAGUGGCGCCCCCUUCCAGGCAGGGGC